Stereum hirsutum FP-91666 SS1 is the source of this 1839-nucleotide messenger RNA. RefSeq names its product fatty acid/sphingolipid desaturase. Gene Ontology annotation, molecular function: oxidoreductase activity, acting on paired donors, with oxidation of a pair of donors resulting in the reduction of molecular oxygen to two molecules of water. The record is from RefSeq and is a predicted model, not a curated record. Lineage: Eukaryota; Fungi; Basidiomycota; Agaricomycetes; Russulales; Stereaceae. The transcript is spliced from 5 exons. The coding region runs from base 68 to 1660 and encodes 530 amino acids. Gene Ontology annotation, cellular component: membrane. Gene Ontology annotation, biological process: lipid metabolic process.
CAAUUCAUUCUUCCAUCACGCCACGAUCGCGACGCGGCGAACUGCUUUGAGCAGCCCAACUACAACCAUGGGCGUACCCACGACAGUCCUGCCCUGUUGGACUCGCGAGCAAGUCGCUGCUCGCAUCAUAGCAGGCGACAAUAUCUUCAUUCUUCACGACAAGCUCAUUCGCGUUCCAAACUCAUGGCUCUCUGCGCACCCUGGUGGUUCUCUCUCCAUCCAUCACUUCACAGGCCGUGACGCGACGGACGAGGUCGAGGCGUUUCACUCAGAUCCCACCCUUAAACGCAUGUUGGGUUACGCUAUUGGUACGGUUAGCCUUGGUGAAGAAGGCUGGGUCCCCUUGCUCCCACCUGCCCAUGCAGGCUGGAUUCGAAAAAUCGGCGACGACGGCCAGCUUCACUGGCACAAGGAGUCCACAGAGCUCUAUUCGGACGAACCCUCGGAGGAGUCUCCUUCAUCCCAGAUUCUCCUUCUUGCCAAGGCUGACAAUCCAUCUACCUGCCCGUCUGCGCUUACUCUCGAACCAGCCCCGACAACUCUGUCACUAAAGCAGCAGUCCCAGCACUCUGCCGCCUACAAGCAGCUUCACAAACGCAUCGCCGAUGCCGGGCUCUACAACUGUCGCUACAUCACCGGAUAUGGCCCCGAGAUUGUCCGCUACGUGAUCAUGGCCAUUGGAGCCUAUGUCUUCUACCAGAAACAAUGGUUCUUGACCAGUGCCUUCUGCCUCGGUGCACUCUGGCAUCAGCUCGUGUUUACCGUGCAUGAUCUCGGUCACCUCGGUGUCACUCACGACUGGACUACGGAUCGUGCCAUCGCCAUAUUCAUUGCCAACUGGAUGGGAGGGCUGAGCGUCGGCUGGUGGGUCGCUAACCACAACGUUCACCAUGUCGUCACCAAUCAUCCUUCACAUGACCCCGACAUCCAACAUCUCCCCUUCUUCGCCAUCUCCCCCGCCUUCUUCAACUCUCUCUGGUCCACCUACUACAAACGCGAACUGACAUUCGACCUCCCCGCGCGCUACCUCAUCGCCGUCCAACACCGGCUCUUCUACAUCAUCAUGUCCCUCGCGCGCUUCAACCUCUAUCGCCUUUCCUACGAGCAUCUCUGGAAGACGAGGAACGAUCCUAGGAAGGCGAAGGGAGGGAGAUGGUAUUGGUGGGGUGAGAUUAUCGGCUUGGUCGUUUGGGCGUUUUGGUAUGGAAGGGUCUUAUUGGGAUGUGGAACGUGGGGGAAAACAUUGGGAUAUCUCAUGAUCAGUAACAUGGUGCCCAGUCCUCUACACGUCCAAAUCGUGCUCUCCCAUUUCUCCCGCUCAACCGCCGACCUCGGCCCCACCGAAUCCUUCGUCCACCGCCAACUCCGCACCACAACCGACGUCAUCUGUCACCCCUCUCUCGCCUUCCUGCACGGCGGACUGCACCUCCAAGUCACGCACCACCUCUUCCCGCGUCUCCCGCGGCACAACCUCCUCGACGCGUCGUAUUUGGUUAAGGAGUUCUGCAAGGAGCAGGGGCUGGAGUACGCCGAGUUUGGGUUUUGGGAGGGGAAUGGGGAGGUUAGGGGGACGUUGAAGAGCGUUGCGGAUCAGUUGAAGAUCGUGAAGAUGGUGGCGGAUAGGGAGAUUGAGCAUGCGAUGGGGAGGAAGAGGGAUUGAGAGUUAGAAGUGGGGUGAAGGUGAGGUUGGCGGAGAUAGAUAGUGGCUGAAGCGAGUAAGUGUAGGUUGCGAGCUCCGGUUCUCGUGCAUAGAAUGCAUAGAAUCGCCUACUAGACGGUCGAUCGAACUAGAAUGGAGACUACCUCUACUCUCUGAACUAGCGACAAAUAAAAACCGGC